UGGGAAGUGUAGUCCCGGAGCCCCGCGAAGUCGGAGGCGCUUCCGCUGCAGGAGGUUGAGCUCGCGGCCUUCGUUUCUCCCGGGGAGGACCACGGACACGAUCGUGGUCUCUGCAGCCUCUUCUCCUCCCCCUGCCCUGUCUUCGGAAAGAGGGCUGCAGAGAGGAGGGGGGAGCCCCGCCGCCCAGGACUCUGCAUUCGUCUUCCGUGUCUGCUCCGAGUGGUGGAAGAAACACUAGCAAAUGUUUCUGCUACAAAGGUGUCCAGUUAUUGUUCAGUAAUUGGGAAGAUACGUAGAACGUGUACAGGGCAGGAGUAAUAGUCAUAAUAGUUAAACCUUGAGUGCUGAGUAUCAGUUUAAGGGCUUUAUAAAAAUUAGCGCGUUCACCUUCACAAGGCCCUGUGAAGUGAAUACUGUUAUCACCUCUAUUUUACAGGCGACAACAUGGAGACAGGGAGCCAGGGAGCGUAAAGUACUUAUCCUGCAGUCACCGUGCUAGGAAGAGCAGGCGGACUCGAGUCUAGGGCUUGUGUUCCUUAGGUCUUUGGUGUCACAGUUUAAACAUCCCCAAAUUGGAGUUAGGAGACAAAAUAGGAAAACAAUAUUCAGCCAUAGGAACCUGGCUGCGGAGGAUCAUUUGGGAUCAAGUUAUGGAGACACAUUCUUCCCCCUGAGUUUUUUAAAGCAAACUCUGAUGUUGACCCAGCAGACUUAAAAAUUAGCUGUCAUCCGUGGUUUAUCCAUGAGGACCAGGAGAGGCGAGAUUGUGUUAGUUCCCUAGGGCCAUUGUAACAAAAACCACAGACCGAGGGUCUUCAACAAUGGGAAUAUGUUUUCUCACAGUUCUGGAGCCAGAAGUCCGAGAUCAAGGUGUUGGCAGGUUUGGUUUCUUCGAAGUCUCCCUCCUUGGCUUCUAGACGGCUUCCUUCCUAUGCUCUCACGUGGUCUUUCCGCUGUGUGUGUACGUGCCCCCGCCGUCCCUCUCUGUGUCCACAUUUCCUCUUACCGGCACACCAGUUAGAUCGAUGUAGGGUCCACACUAACAACCUCGUUUUAACUUAAUCACCUCUUUAAAGGCCCCAUCUCCCAAUACGGUCACAUUCUGAGGUGCUGGGGAGUUAGGGCCUGAACAUAUGGGUUUGGGGGGGGGGGGUCAUAAUUCAGCCCAUAACAGAGAGAUUAACAGCAACUCUGGUUUCACUCUUGGCGACCAGGAGAAUGUAGCUUGCGUGAGAAGGUUAGAAAGAGCUGCAGUUAGAGAAGGAGGAUGCUGACUUUUUUUGGCUCCUUUGGAGUCACCCUUGCCACUGGCAUGGAACCCUGGGUUCUUCUCUCUCUCCUCUUAGGCUUUGGGGCCCGCUGCUUCAUGGACCUUGUCGUCUUCUCCUCGGAGCGCUCAGCACGAGGUCGGCCGAGGGAAGUUACUCAGUGAGAAGGAGGAGCCCCUGUCCUAAAUAGUAUGAGAUGGCUGAACACAUGACACCCAACACUGGACAGACGAGAGUGGCAGUAAUCUCUUAGUCUCACACGUACUCACAGCCUGUGGGAGGAGAACACUGUACGCCGUGGAGGGCCAUCUGGGGAUGCAUUCAGGAAUAGAAGAACCAGCAGGGGCCAUGAAGCAGUAGAGAGACAAGAUCUAGAAUACUGCCUCUGACGGGAGGGCUGCCUUCAGGUUCCUGCCUCUUGACCUCACCAAGCCUCAGCUUGCUCAUCUGUUAAAUGGGAACAGCAUUGUCGUCAUCAUGAGUUAUUGAGAAGUUCCUAAAAUGCCAGCUGAGGAUAGGCACAGAGGUGUAGACCGGACCAGGGUCACACGACUGGUGCAGCAGUAGCAUCUUUAAAGGCUCAGCCCUUCCCCAGAAGGAGGAGGACAAAAUGACCAAGUUCAAGGAGCCGGUGACCUUCGAGGACGUGGCUGUGGUCUUCACGGAGGAGGAGCUGGGGCUGCUGGACGCCACCCAGAGGCAGCUGUACCGGGACGUGAUGCUGGAGAACUUCAGGAACCUGCUCUCAGUGGAUGUUGGUCCCCGGCUUUUCACAGGGCAUCAGUCCGUCACACCAGAUGGAAUACCCCGGUUAGAGAGAGAAGAAAAGCUUUGGCUGGUAAAGACAGCAGCCCAGAGCCAGAGCUCCUCAGGAGACAAGAAUCUGAAUGACAUGGAGACCCUUCAAGAAGUUGGAUCGAGGAGCCUGCCCCAUGAAGAGCUUUUCCACUCACAGAUCUGGCACCAGGUUAUGAAAGAGUUAACCAGAUGUCGAGACUCCAUAGUAAAUAUUCAAGGAACUGGGUCUCACUUGGAAAAACAACAUGGUGCACCCUCUAAAUAUGAGAAAUUUGGUAAAGGCUUCAAUCGGAGUUCACAUCUUCAAGUUCACUGCAGAGUCCAAACUGGAGAAAAACCCUACAAACAAGAGGAGUGCGAGAAAGGUUUCAUUCGGGGCUCUCCUCUUCAAAUUAACCCAACAGCCCAUGCAGGAGAGAAACCCUAUAAAUGUGACAAAUGUGAAAACGCCUUCCGUCGGUUUUCGAGUCUUCAAGCCCAUCAGAGAGUCCACAGUAGAGAGAGAUCGUCCACAUGUGAUACGUCAUGGAAGGGUUUCAGUCAGAAGUCAUUUCUUCGUCGUCAUCAGAGAGUCCCCACUGGAGAGGAUCCACACGAAUUUGAGGAGUGUGGGAGGAAUGUCCGGAAAAACUCUCAUUGUCAGGCUCCUGUGAUAGUCCACUCAUUAGAGAAACCCUAUAAAUGUGGGGAGUGUGGGCUGGCCUUCAGUCAGCGCUCGUAUCUUCAAGUCCAUCAGAGAGUCCACACAGGAAAGAAACCUUAUCAGUGUGAAGAGUGUGGGAAGGGCUUCAGUUGGCGUUCACGACUUCAGGCUCAUCAGCGGAUCCACACCGGAGAGAAACCCUACAAGUGCGAUGCAUGUGGCAAGGGUUUCAGUUACAGCUCACAUCUUAACAUUCACUGUAGAAUCCACACAGGAGAGAAACCUUAUAAAUGUGAGGAGUGUGGGAAAGGCUUCAGUGUGGGUUCCCACCUUCAAGCCCAUCAGAUAAGCCACACUGGAGAGAAACCGUACAAAUGUGAGGAGUGUGGGAAGGGCUUCUGUCGAGCCUCAAAUCUUCUGGACCAUCAGAGAGGCCACACUGGUGAGAAACCAUAUCAGUGUGAUGCAUGUGGGAAGGGCUUCAGUCGUAGCUCAGAUUUUAACAUCCAUUUUCGAGUCCACACGGGAGAGAAACCCUAUAAAUGUGAGGAGUGUGGGAAGGGCUUCAGUCAGGCCUCCAAUCUCCUGGCCCAUCAAAGAGGCCACACUGGAGAAAAACCAUAUAAAUGCGGUACCUGUGGGAAGGGCUUCAGUCGGAGUUCAGAUCUUAACGUUCAUUGUAGGAUCCACACAGGAGAGAAACCCUAUAAAUGUGAGAAGUGUGGGAAGGCCUUCAGCCAGUUCUCAAGUCUUCAGGUGCAUCAGAGAGUCCACACUGGAGAGAAACCAUAUCAGUGUGCAGAGUGUGGGAAAGGCUUCAGCGUGGGUUCACAGCUUCAGGCCCAUCAGAGGUGCCAUACUGGAGAGAAGCCGUACCAGUGUGAGGAAUGUGGGAAGGGCUUCUGUCGGGCCUCAAAUUUUCUGGCGCAUCGUGGAGUCCACACAGGAGAGAAGCCAUACCGAUGUGAUGUGUGUGGUAAGCGCUUCAGGCAGAGAUCAUACCUUCAAGCCCACCAGAGGGUCCACACUGGAGAGAAGCCAUAUAAAUGUGAAGAGUGUGGGAAGGUCUUCAGUUGGAGCUCAUACCUGCAAGCCCAUCAGAGAGUCCACACUGGAGAAAAACCCUACAAAUGUGAGGAGUGUGGGAAGGGCUUCAGUUGGAGCUCAAGUCUUAUAAUUCAUCAGAGAGUCCAUGUUGAUGAUGAGGGUGACAAGGACUUAGCCUCAUCAGAGAAUUCAUACAGGAAAGAAGCUCUAUAAAAUUGUGUGUUUUCAUACCUCAAUGGGUGCUGAAAUAGUCCAAUUAUCAGAGCUAUCAUAGCAGACAAAAUAUUUGUUCCAUAAGAGUCACCCAGAGCUUGACAUGUCAUGGUGGUUGGUUGACCACACAGCAGAGAAGCCUCAUGAGAGUGGAGAUGAGGAGUUCAUUGAGAGCCUUGACAUUUAGCAGAUGUUACACAGAAGAAGGAUGCAUCUGAUCUGGAGUUAACCAAAAGUACUAAGAUGGGAAUGCCCAAAUUGAUUCCACCAGCGUCUCAGCUCCAAGAGCAUGGGGACUUUCUUGACUGUCAAAUCUACUCUGCCUUUUCAGUGCCUAACACAGUGUAGGUCUUCAGUAAUUGUCAAAUGAAUACAAGGGAGAACAGUCAUCGUAGGAAUUUUUAUUCAGUUCAUCUCUGAAAAUUGUAUAAAAUUGUACUUAGAAGAGGAAUUCUACCAGCCUUGCAAGGCAUUUCUGUUAGACCACAUGGGCUCAUUUUCCCAACCAUGCAGUUUCUGUGAACUAGUGAUUAUCAAACUCAAAUUUGUAGCGCGUUACUGGGUCCAGAAAUAAUUCAGCAAGUUGUGACCAGGAGUUUUCUAUGCUAAAAAUUGAGGUAUAAUUCGCAUGCAGUAACAUGCAUAAAUCUCAAGUUUACAGCUUCAUGAAUUUUGACAAAUGCACACACCUGUGUAGUCAUUGCCAAGAUCAAUGUGUACAAUAUUUCUAUUAAAGCAGAAUGUUUCCGUG
Molecule: messenger RNA, 4720 nt
Organism: Equus caballus (horse)
Lineage: Eukaryota; Metazoa; Chordata; Mammalia; Perissodactyla; Equidae
Source: RefSeq, a predicted model, not a curated record